Messenger RNA from Peniophora sp. CBMAI 1063, 1461 nucleotides. The record is from the annotation of a GenBank genome assembly. NCBI's taxonomy places the organism in Eukaryota, Fungi, Basidiomycota, Agaricomycetes, Russulales, Peniophoraceae.
AUGCCUCCCGGGCCCGUCGGUCACCCAAUCAUCGGGAAUCUGCUGUCGAUGCCGAGCAAGUACGAGUGGCUGUAUUAUGCAAAGCUGGGCGAGCGCCACGGUCCUAUCGUUUCUGUGAACGUUCUGGGUCAGCCGAUUGUCAUUCUUAAUACGAUCGAGGCCUGUGUCAACCUGUUGGACAAGCGCUCCGGGAUAUAUUCAGGGAGGCCGAAACUUCACUUUGCGGGGAAGAUGGUGGGAUGGGAUCGCCAGUUGAUCUUAUGCGAAGAUGGCGAGCGGCACAAAGCUAUGCGCAAGAUGUUUGUAAGGCACAUCGGCACGCGCGAGACGGUAUCGGAGUACUACGACAUGCAAGAGAAAGAAGCUCGACAUUUUCUAGUUGCUGCAACUGACGACUCUGAGCAUAUCUUGCAACACAUCAGGCUUGCUCUCUCUGCGAUGUUUCUGAAGAUCACUCACGGGUACAACAUCGAGCGGGAAUCUCCUGAUCCUCUGAUAUCUCUCAUCGAAAAGGCUGCGGCGGAAUUCUACAUCGCAGCCGCGCCCGGCGUUUGGCUUGUUGAUAUGUUCCCCUGGCUUGAGUAUUUGCCGCAAUGGUUCCCAGGCGCACAGUUCAAGAGAAUCGCCUCACGCUUGAACAAGACAUGCACAAGUCAAACGACGGUGCCAAUCCAAUUUGUGAAGGAACAACUGGAAAGCAAGGGAGGGCAACCCUGUUUCACAUCUCAUAUCCUUGAGAGCGAACGCACUCCCUUGGAGGACGAGAUAUACCCUUAUAUCGCCACUUCAUUGUACGCCGGUGGGCAGGAUACCGUUUCUGCUACGCUGGGCACGUUCUUUCUCGCGAUGCUCUUGUAUCCCGAUGUUCAGCGUCGAGCUCAAGCAGAGCUUGACGGGGUACUUGGGAGGUGUCGGCUCCCUACGGCCCCAGAACUUGAACAGCUACCCUAUCUGCAAGCUGUGUUCAAGGAGGUUUUGCGCUGGCAUACUGUGGCCUGUCUUAAUUUGCCUCACAUGACUACACGAGAUGACAUCUACGAGGGAUACCACAUCCCGAAGGGUUCCAUUGUUCUAGCCAAUCUAUGGAACAUCGCCAACAACCCAGACAUGUACCCGCAGCCGACGGUCUUUAGUCCUGGGAGGUUCCUUGGCCCGUCUUCCGAACUAGACCCUCACACAUUUGUCUUCGGUUUUGGGAAGCGACGAUGCCCGGGCAUCGAACUAGCGCGUAGAUCCUGUCUGUUCUUCAUGGCCGCUACGCUUGCGGUGGUCGAUAUACGCAAAGCACGCAGUGAUGCAGGGGAAAUCGUACCACAGCCCGAGUUCGUUUCCGGCACUGUGUGUCAUCCCAAACCAUUCCCUUGCGACAUUUGCCCUCGUUCCGAAGAUGCGAAGGUCCUAUUGGAGUCAUGGGCCGAGGAGGCGAGCGUUGCCGGCGACAGUGCAAAACUCACGCUAUGA